This is a messenger RNA of Cylas formicarius (sweet potato weevil), 4093 nucleotides long. Its product is annotated as polyamine-transporting ATPase 13A3-like. NCBI's taxonomy places the organism in Eukaryota, Metazoa, Arthropoda, Insecta, Coleoptera, Brentidae. Gene Ontology annotation, molecular function: P-type transmembrane transporter activity; ATP binding; polyamine transmembrane transporter activity. Bases 266 to 3694 code for a protein of 1142 amino acids. Gene Ontology annotation, biological process: polyamine transmembrane transport; intracellular calcium ion homeostasis. The record is from RefSeq and is a predicted model, not a curated record. Gene Ontology annotation, cellular component: membrane. The transcript has 17 exons.
GUUUUCAAAAAUAUAUUGUUUUGACAAUAAUGUGUUUUCUUUUAUUGGAUGGAACUAAUAAAUUUAUUAUUCAAGUUGUUAUUGAAAUACAUAGUUAUGGAAAAAGAACUAAAGCAACUGACCAGUAUUCAUUCACAAUGUUAGAUAGUCUGUAUUAAUAUUAUUCAUACCCUGACAAAUAAUGUGAUAAGAUUGUAGUGUUUAGUAGUAAUAGUUUCAGGUUCUUUAACUUAAGAUUUUAAGAUACUGGUGUUUCCUGUAGAAUAUGUUCCCUAUUAGAGAUCAUGAAUAUCAGGAAAUAGGUGAUAAUAAUGUUCAAGAAAUUUUAAACGAAGAACAAGAUGAGGUUAUUUGUAGAAUUUCUGGUCUCAAAGCAUCUGUGGAAAAAACGCUCCUUUAUCAUUUUAUAGGAGUAUUGUUGCUUGGUAUCCCAUAUGUAUUUUUUGAAUCUUAUCCAAAAAUGAAGGCCAGAGUUAAAUAUAAACAAUGUCCAAACAAAGUAGCAGCUUUCCUUUUAGUAAGCGAUAACCAUCAUAAUGAUUAUAUUCAAACAGUCAGCAUGAAGGGCAUUUGCCUACCAAAUAGAGGCCAUUUGAAUUUGAGAUAUUUUCAUCAUCAACAUACUUUAUUUGUUUGGAUAACAGAGAGAGAGGAAUUUGGUACAUUGAGUUUAUUAAUUCCUCCAUUGACAGUCGAUGAAUAUUUAAAUAAUACUAGUGGUUUGUGUGAUCACAAUUAUUUGGAAUUAUUGAAACUAUAUGGUUUCAAUAAAAUUGAAGUUGAAAUUAAAAGCUAUUGGAAGUUAUUUACUGAAGAAAUUUUCAACCCGUUUUACAUGUUUCAAGCUUUUUCUGUAAUCCUUUGGUGUAUUGACGAAUACUUUAUUUAUGCUGGUUGUGUUGUUUUUCUCACUUUAUUUUCAAGUAUUACUGCUAUGAUCCAGACUCGCAAGCAAAGUGAGAAGUUACAUGAUAGUGUAGAAAGUUCAAAAUGCCAUAGAGUUGAUGUAUUAAGGUCAGACUGUCAUGGGAAGCUUAGCAACUUAACCAUUGAUCCCGAGAAAUUAGUACCUGGGGAUUUAAUAGUUCUUCCCGUGGGAGAUUACGUUAUGCCCUGUGAUGCAGUCCUUAUUACUGGAGAAUGUAUUGUGAAUGAAAGUGUUCUUACUGGUGAAAGUACGCCAGUUACUAAAACUGCUCUUCAUUCGGACAAUAAGCAAUAUAGUACUAAUGCGCACAAACGUCAUACCCUUUUUUCGGGUACCUAUGUACUCCAAACUAGGUACUAUGGGGGAGAAAGUGUACUAGCUAGGGUAGUGAGAACUGGUUUUGAAACGUGCAAGGGCCAAUUGGUCAAAAGUAUUUUGUUUCCGACUCCAAUAAAUUUACAGUUUUACAAAGACGCAUUCAAAUUUGUAUUUGUCUUAUUUACCAUUGCUGUGAGCGGCAUGGCUUAUUGUUUAUACCUGUACUUUGAAAGAGGUGCUGCCUUAAAGCAAAUUCUAGUUAGGACUUUUGACAUUAUUACUAUUGUUGUACCUCCAGCACUGCCGGCAGCAAUGGCCGUAGGGUCAGUCUACAGCCAAAGCAGAUUGAAGAAGUUGAAAAUUUUUUGCAUCAGUCCACAAAGGAUAAAUGUUUGUGGCAAAAUAAAGUUGGCUUGUUUUGAUAAGACUGGCACACUAACCCAUGAAGGUUUAGAUAUGAACUCUGUGAUACCAUGUUACAACAGCAAGUUUUUCCGCCCCGUUACCGAUGUUAAUGAUUUAGAUUCCAACAAAAAAUUUGUACAAUGCAUGGCAGUUUGUCAUUCUUUGACACGAAUUGGAGGAAAGUUAAAUGGCGAUCCUCUGGAUUUAAACAUGUUUGAGUUUACGAAGUGGAGCUUAGAAGAGCCGGGCCAAGAUGAAAAUUCAAGGUUUGACAUGCUCGCUCCAACCAUAGUUUCACCAAGUGCGAAGGAAAAUUCGUUCCUUUCAAGAGAUGCCGGCGCAAUAGGACAGCAAAACUAUCAAAUCGGAAAACUUAAAGAAUUUCCAUUUUCAUCUGCAAAUCAAUCUAUGUCUGUGAUAUGUCGCGAUCUGCGACAACCAAAUAUGACGGCUUUUGCUAAAGGUGCCCCAGAAAAAAUAUGUGGCUUAUGCCUUCGCGAAUCAGUCCCUCAAGACUUCAACUCCAAACUGUCAUAUUACACUGCCGGGGGCUAUAGAGUGAUCGCGCUAGCGUAUAAGGACCUCCCAAUGAAAUUUAAGUGGAAAGACGCACAGAAAGCUAAAAGGGAUAUGAUCGAGCGCGACAUGAUUUUCCUCGGUCUGCUUAUCAUGCAGAAUCCGUUAAAAGAUGAAACUAGACCUGUUCUGCAACAGUUACAAAGAGCCAAUAUUCGGACAGUCAUGAUAACAGGGGAUAAUAUUAUGACCGCGAUCGCAGUUGCCAAAGAUUGUGGGAUGGUGCCGCCAAACUCUGAUGUUUACAUUCUCGAUGCUGACGAAUCGAAUGAAUCGCAAGGUUUUACAAUAAAAAAGGCCGGUUCCAGCGAUAGAGAAGACCAGAUUCGUUAUUAUAGGAAUACGGACUGUCAUUUUGCGAUAGACGGAAGAACCUGGAACUUGUUUAAAAAUAAUUUUCCAGAUAUAGUUCCGGGUCUGCUGGUCAGGGCUACGAUAUUUGCCCGAUUCCAGCCCGACCAAAAGACGCAGCUCGUUACUUAUUUCCAGAAUUUGGAUUAUAUCGUUUCCAUGGUCGGCGACGGUGCUAAUGAUUGCGGGGCGUUAAAAGCUGCGCACGUCGGUGUUUCCUUGUCUCCGGCGGAAGCUAGCGUAGCAGCACCUUUCACGUCAGCAAUUUCAAAUAUUUCGUGCUUGACGUUGUUGAUGUUAGAAGGUAGAUGCGCGUUGGUUACAAGCUUUGCUAUUUUCAAAUAUAUGGCUCUCUACAGUUUAAUUCAGUUUAUCACCGUGUUAAUUCUCUAUAAGUGCCAUUCAACCUUGGGAGACUUUCAGUUCUUAUUUAUUGAUUUGAUUAUAACGACAACCCUAGCGGUCUCGAUGGGAAGGCAAGGUCCGGCCAAUGAGCUUUGCCCAAAGAGACCGAUGAGUUCUCUAGUAUCCGCCAAAAAUUUGUUGCCUCUUAUACUUCAGAUUAUAACGUGCGUCUGCGUUCAGCUAGGGGCUCUUUUUUAUUUAUAUCAGCAGACGUGGUUCAAGCCGAUACCGCCGGACACAGUUGACGAAGUCGUGGUCUCAUGGGAGAAUACAGUGCUUUUUAGCGUUUCAUGUUACCAGUAUGUCAUAUUGGCAGUGCACCUAUCAAAAGGACGUCCCUAUAGGCAAAUGUUGAUUACAAAUUUUUGGUUCAUUACGAGCGCUUUCUUGCUGACGUGUUUCGUCAUUUGGAUGAUGAUUAGACCGUGUAACAAGGUGGCACAAAUUAUGGAUAUAAUCUACACGUCUUCCGUAGCGAAGAAGCAGGAUCAUUUUAGGUAUACGUUGUUGCUAUUUCCUUUCGCUCACUUUUUCGCAGCCGGGUUUAUAGAGAAAUGUAUUGGAGAUCGGUCGUGGUUGAAGAAAGUUCUGCAGAAGUUGUGUUGCAAAAAAAUUCCUAAGAAUAAGUACAAAGUGUUAUUGCAGGACAAUAAUUUUUUCGAACGUCUUAAUUCCCUAAGAAAUAGACACGCCACUGCCCACCAAAUAUAAUUGCCAUAUUUUUAUAUUCAAUAUUCUAUUUUAUAUUGUCACUUCAAUAAAGUUUUAUUUUCUUAUAUUAUGACUUUAUUACCCGAAUAAAAUUUGCUCCUAAUUUGCCGCGUUGCUUUAUUGGUAAUAUUUUCGCGAGUGUGUGUCUAAUUACACAAAGAAACAUUUAUGAAUGUUUGCUUGUGCAGAAGGAUUUCCCAUAAUUUGGUUUAGCCGUUCCACGCUUGGAAAUAUCUAAAGUUUAUGCUGUAUUGUCGCCACAGGUGUAACUUAUCUAUAAAAACUGAAGUUUUCGAACAUCCUCGUAACUGGUUAUUCCACAUAGUAAACAGUUCAAAACCAUUUUAAAUAACUGUUGAAUUAAUAUUUGGAAACAAAAUACUUCUCAAAUAGUCAAGA